UGUUAGAGAGCAUAGAUCUUUUUGGCAAUCAAUUGAGUGGGAGUAUUCCAGAUAGCAUCGGGCAACUUUCUAUGUUAGAGAGCAUAGAUCUUUCUGGCAAUCAAUUGAGUGGGAGUAUUCCGGAUAACAUCGAGCAACUUUCUAAGUUAGUGAGCAUAUAUCUUUAUGACAAUCAAUUGAGUGGAAGUAUUCCAGAUAGCAUCGGGCAACUUUCUAAGGUAAAGAGCAUAAAUCUUUCUGGCAAUCAAUUGAAUGGGAGUAUUCCAGAUAGUAUAUGGCAACUUUCUAAGUUAGUGAACAUAUCUCUUUCUGAUAACAAUUUGACAAGAAAGAUUCCUCCUUGUUUUGGAAAGUUUUGGAUUAUGGUGAAUGCAACACAAUUGAUCCAUGACAUAGAUUAUGCAUAUUGGGAUGAGGCCACUUUGAUGGAGGUUGUGAAAGGGAGAUACCUAGAGUAUACAAGAAAAACUUUGAGAUUUGAGAUUAGUUUAGAUCUUUCAAGAAAGAUCCCUGAGAAAAUUGAACAAAUGGAAAAUUUGGAAUCUCUCAAUUUCUCCAAGAAUGGCCUUUUGGGAACAAUCCUGAACAACAUGUCGAGUUUAACCAAGUUAAGCCACCUCAACUUGUCCUACAACAACUUGUUAGGGCUAAUUCCAACAAGUUAUCAACUCCAAACACUUGACGAUCCAACUAUGUAUGUAGGCAAUCCUCAACUCUAUGGAGCUCACGAUCCAACUAUGUAUGCAGGCAAUCCUCAACUCUGUGGAGCUCUGCUCCUAAAGAAAUGCUCAAAUGAUGCACUAGCUCUGACAACCGCUAGCUUCAAGGACAAUGAUAAAACUACACUUAAAAAAUGUGAUUUUACAUUGUUGUGAUGUUAGGCUUUGUAAUUGGAUUCUGAGGAGUCAUGGGAACUUUGAUUUUUGUGAAAAGUUGAAGAUAUGCUUAUUUUCAAAGGGUGGAUGAUGUCCAACAUUGGAUACUUGUGGUUAUAACAU
Molecule: messenger RNA, 998 nt
Organism: Rubroshorea leprosula
Lineage: Eukaryota; Viridiplantae; Streptophyta; Magnoliopsida; Malvales; Dipterocarpaceae
Source: the annotation of a GenBank genome assembly